AUGCCGCUCGGCGACGUCAGAGACGCCUCACUGCGCUCCCCGACGGCAGCGACCACGUCGGUUGCGUCGUUCUGGGGCGAUUCUCAUCAUGAUCGAGGCGCCGCUACCGCUGCCGCUUCCACAAAGUCGCCGUCAACGUUUCCGACGACCGCUGCGUUGGCGCCGCUGACUUCUUCCACCUCCUCGUGGUCGUCGGUGACGGUGGCGAACAACACGCGUGGCACCCGCAACGCUGCAUACAAGGGCACACGCGCCCCCAGUGGUGCGACCACGCCAGCUGGACUGGUGGCGCUCAGCAGCGAAGGUAAGCGCACACCGUCGCAGAAGUCAUCGGUCGUGUCGGCAGACCUCAGCAGUCACUCAGAGCGCCUCAACGGCAGCAUUGGGGGAGGCGCUGGAAUUGGCACCUUCAAGUACACAGCCGCGUCGUUGGUGGUGGAGCCACCGCAUUCAACGAUGCCGACCACCCUUCGCGACAGCGACGACGGAGACGAUGAAGCUUUCGAUAUCAUUGAGGAGAGCAUCAAGCGCCAGCUCGUCAGCAUCGAGGAGGAUGAGCUCGUCAGCGCGACGACGCACGACAACUUAGCGGCCGCUUUACGGCAGACACUUCAGCUGCAGCCGCACCAGCACCCGCAACAGCAUCGCCACUUAGCAGUGCAGCUGCGGGGCGGCGCCUCCAGCGAGGCUGCCGGUGCGCGUCGGACCGGCGGCGAUGAUCGCAUAAUUCACAUCACUAGCGCUGCUGCACCCCCUGCUCUUCAGUCGGCUGCUGCAGCUGCUGCCGUUCGGCAAGGGGAGAUAACAACGAUCCGCUGCUCUUCGUCGCCCGUGUCGGUCGUGGAGCAGCUCGCUGCCAUCAGCAUUGCCCAGUCAUCCAUGCCUAAGGCAAGUGUGCCUCUCACCAGUGCAAGCUGUGGCGACGCGAAGGGUUUUCGCUCGAAGCCACCGCCAUGGCAACCACAGUCUCCCCAGGCACCCGCUCAGAAGGCUGUGCAACUGACAUCCGAGCAGUCUUCCGAGCAGCCGCCACCGAAACGAGCUCCGGCUACCGUGCACCCGCUCAAUGCUGCGGCGUCACGUGCGACGCUCUUUGAGCAACAGCGCCAGCCCUCGGCAAACAGCGUUGGCGGCAAGGCCUGCGACGCGAGCUCUCGCGCUGAGGCGAGCAUCCACGCCGGCGGCCUACGCAUCCCACUUCCGCCCUCCGGUGCCCGCUCGAUGGGCGACAGAAGCGGCUCUGGCGAAAUCGCCGCCGAGGCCGCAACUGGUACCCCUUCUCACAGGGACCCGAGCCGCGACAUCGGCGGCGGUGCGGCGACGGCGACGGCAACCGCAACGGCGACCGCAACGGCGACCGCGAGGUCCUCGACAACGUCAACGACAGCCUCAUCGUCCUCGACGUCGACAACGCUGCAGAGCUGCCGUUUCUCCUCUGAGCGCUCGUCGUUGUCGAAGGAAGAGCCAGCUAGUUCAGGCCACCACUAUCGGCAGUACCCCCGUCAGCUUCGCUCAGGUUCGUCUGUGGAGCAGCUUAGACACUGCCGGCGUCCGCAUCAACCCCAAAUCCAGGCACUGCAGCUGGAGGGCUUACAAGAGCAAUAUCCCACGAAUAGCCAACAGAAGUGUCUUCAUAAAGACACACAGCAGCAGCGGCGGCCGCAGCGUGUGCAGGCCUCUUCGAUGAUGUUUCAGGGUGGCCCAAGGUUCCCCAACUUGCCACCACACCUCCAGCCACAGCCGCUCACGCAAGCGCAGCAGCAAUCCCAUCUUCAGCAUCCGGUGUCGCAGACACAGUUCCAUCAGUCGCAGCAACAGCAGCUUGGAGCGUCUGCGGCGUCUCCUUCAGCAGCCAUGAUGCCUGGGAAGAUCUACGCCGCCACUCCGCAUGGCCGGCUGAUCUUGCUCACCCCUGACGGCGUACGAGCGCCACAGGUGCAGCCGCCUAAGCACUCACUGCCGCCACCACCGCCACCGCCUCCGCCACCGCCGUCAACCGCCACCAGCUCCGCGCUCACUGGAAACUACGUCACCGCCAGCAACUACUCUGCUCUCUUCUGCCGCAACAACCCGUUGCACUCUAUGCGUUACCCCGGCUCUCAGUCAGAGAGCGCGGGGCGGCUGGCGGGUGAGGCGGGCCGUCCCAAGGAUGAGAAGGGCACCGCGGCGACCCCCUUCAGCAGCGCAGAGCGUUCAAGCACCCAGGCGUCCAACACGACUGUCAGCUCUGUGGCAUCAGAGAAAAAUGUGCCGACGAGCCUCAACGCGGGACAGAGCCGCGACGACGCUGCGGUAAACCACGCCGAGGCCCGUGUCUCGGUGGCCCCCGCAGUGGCCACUGCUGGCAUCGUGAGUGCCGAAACACCGCCUCUUCCGGUCGGCCGCUCAGCUGCUACGACUGGUGCAUCGGCGGCGACAGGCGGCGGCAGUGCGGCAGCGCCUGCGGGUCAUGGCAGCCAACCGCCCACAGCCUCUGUAGCGCCGCUUCUCGUCUGCAGCUCCCACGGCGCCUCCGCUGGUGAGCUUGUGCAGCGUCUCGGCAGACACCCCAGCAGCAGCAGCAGCGUGAAUGGCGGUGGCCGGUCCCUCCAGCUGCCAACGUUCCCAACACACGAGGACAUCAGCACCUCCUCGUCCGCGGGUGGCGCCAACCACCCGAACCUCAACGCAGCCCCGGUUUCAUCAUCGUCUAGCAACGGCGCCGCCAUGCCGUCUCUCUCGAGAGUGCAACCCACGCUCGUCGAUUCUGACCGAAAUAUUGGGCUGAGCGUGACGAACACUCUGGCGCAGCCACCGAGCAGCGUCAAGACAGGUGGCAGCAAUGCGCAGAUUGCCGUACCUGCGAACGGCAGCGGCACCGCAGCGACCGGCUCUGAAGGAGGUGUGGUAGCGGCGGAACUGAUAGGGCCGAACAACAACGCUCUAGGCAACGCCAGCACCUUCGCGCACCUCCCCACGGCGCUCAAGCCGCACGACAGUGGCCUCGGCGCAGAUGCCACCGUCGCCAGAAACAGCGGCCAUGCUGCCCACUUUACGGAGUCGGCAUCGCAGCCUGCGAUCUCGGCCCCUGCGUCCUCCGCAUCAUACACCCCACUGGCAGCGCUCGGCUCAGCAAACGGCAGCGGCGCCGCCAAGUGCAUCUCGACGCAAAUGCCGCUUCGGCAGGAGCCGGCCGGCAACAGUCAGCUCGCAUCGCGCGCGGACCUUUUUGCACCGGCCGCGACGUCCGCCUGGCCAGACACCGUCUCUUCACCGUCCAAGCAGGCCCCGACUGGGGCGCCGCCGCUGCCGCUGCCACAGAGACAGCCGCCGCAGCUGCCGCCGUCGCAGCAGCAGCAGCAGUUCUAUAUACAAGGGCUUUCUCCUCCGCCCUCGAUAUCGCACCCCCCCCUCGGCGGCCGUCUCCACACCGCUGCCGACAACUCUGUCGUCGUGACGAUCCCCGUCACGGGCGGCGACGGCACCAUCACCGCAGCUGUCAUCGCAGUGCCACCUCCAUUCUCGUACACUGAGGCCGGAGUGCAGCAGUACUGCCUCGGAGCUCUACAGCAGCAACAUCCACAGCAACAACGACUGCACCCGCCGCCUCCGCUACAGCAGCACUUUCAUCACCAAGGCGCGCCAGCAGAGGAGCAAUCCACUGCAAGCUGUGCGGGUGAGGAGGCGGAGUGGCGGCGGAAGCAGGAUAUGAUCACGCUGCAGCUCGAGCAGCACCGCCAGCAGCUCGAAAACGAGCUUCGGAAAGUGCAACUGCAACAAGCGCAGCAGCAGCAACAACUGCAGCACGUACAGCACCAUCAUAACCAGCACAACCAACACCAGCAACAGCAGCAGCUACAGUAUCAGCAGUCUCUGCCGCCGGUACAGACAACCAUGGUCACGAUUGAUGGGCGCCUCUACCGCAUGGUGUCUGCCUCCUCAGGCGAGGCCUUUGUGAACCGUGGCCAGCCGUGCCGUGAUCUGCACUUUGUGGACAGAAGCGCUCUUGUCAGCGACGGCUCCGCGGGGGCAGACGGCCGCACUGAGGCCGCAGCUCCUCAACCGAGCAAUCACCCCGGUGUGUGCAUGCCCGUCUCCCCACAAGCCGAGCUAUCACCACAACAGCAACAGCAGCACAUGAUCAUCACCGUCGCGGGUGAUCGGAGUGCUUUAGGUGAGACCACCUCGGCGGCGGCGGCGGCGUCGCUCGCAAAGUCAUCUGCGCCUGGCACUAACGUUAUGCUGGUGAUGCCGACGCCGUCUGCCUCGCACAAGGUGAAGUACGGAUACUAG
Molecule: messenger RNA, 4272 nt
Organism: Leishmania major strain Friedlin
Lineage: Eukaryota; Euglenozoa; Kinetoplastea; Trypanosomatida; Trypanosomatidae
Exons: 1
Coding region: 1-4272 (1423 amino acids)
Source: RefSeq, a predicted model, not a curated record